UUCGAUUAAUUCCGUUCCACUGGUUCUGAUGUCCCGUGUCCAUCUGCCCCAUGAGCAACUCCUAUAUAACCUUCAGAUCUGCAGGUAUCAUGUGCACGAACGAACACUCUGAUUACCCAGUGACACACCCGUGCAAGUUAAGCUAGAACCGAUCGCCCCACACGUGACGAUGGGUGAGUCGCCUUCCUCCUCCCAUUUGCUCUUGAGAUGGUUCUUGGCGAUGGCGCUCGCCGUGCUCCUCCUGGCGCCUGCAACGGAGUGCGCCCGCGCCUUCUUCAUCUUCGGCGACUCGCUGGUGGACAGCGGCAAUAACAACUACCUGAUGACCACGGCGCGCGCCGACGCGCCGCCGUACGGGAUCGACUACCCGACGCACCGCGCCACCGGGCGCUUCUCCAACGGCCUCAACAUCCCCGACAUUAUAAGCGAGCACCUCGGCGCCGAGCCCACGCUGCCGUACCUGAGCCCGGGGCUCCGCGGCAAGAAACUGCUCGUCGGCGCCAACUUCGCGUCGGCCGGCGUCGGCAUCCUCAACGACACUGGUUUCCAGUUUCUGAACAUCAUCCGGAUCAACAGGCAGCUGGAGUACUUCGGCGAGUACCAGGGCAAGCUGCGCGCGCAGGUGGGCGCGGCCCGGGCGCGGCAGGUGGUGCGCCGCUCGCUGGUGCUCAUUACCCUCGGCGGCAACGACUUCGUGAACAACUACUUCCUCGUCCCCUUCUCCCUGCGCUCCCGCCAGUUCUCGCUGCCCGACUACGUCCGCUACCUCAUCUCCGAGUACAAGAAGAUCCUCGUCAGGCUGUACAUGAUGGGUUGCCGUCGCGUGCUGGUGACGGGCACGGGUCCGCUGGGCUGCGCGCCGGCGAUCCUGGCGGAGCGCAGCCGCAACGGCGAGUGCGCGGUGGAGCUGAUGCGCGCCGCUGAGCUCUUCAACCCGCAGCUGUCGCGCACCCUGGACCAGCUCAACCGCCGGUUCGGCGCGGGCACAUUCAUAGCGGCCAACGCCUUCCGCGUCCACUUCGACUUCGUCAGCGACCCGGCGGCUCACGGGUUCACGACGGCGAAGGAGGCGUGCUGCGGGCAGGGCCCCCACAACGGGCUGGGGCUGUGCACGGCGGCGUCGAACCUGUGCAGCGACCGGAGCAAGUACGUGUUCUGGGACGCGUACCACCCCACGGAGCGCGCCAACCGCGUCAUCGUGAGCCAGUUCAUGACCGGGUCGCUCGACUACGUCAGCCCCAUGAACCUCAGCACCGUCUUCGAGAUGGACGCCAGGUUACCCUGAGGAACCAACCGCGCGAGAGCUGCCGACCAAACUACGUUUGUGUGUGUAAGGGGCAUCAAUAAUGAUAGAUGCUUAUGGUCAGAUGUUUAUGGAAAUAGAGUAUAAUAUACACAUAUAUAUUAUAAUUUUUAAUAUAAAUAAUACUAUAGUGCUUAGAUAUAGUUAAUUAUUUUGUUAAAACUAAUAUAAAUAGCGGUGUUUAAG
Phragmites australis (common reed) is the source of this 1489-nucleotide messenger RNA. RefSeq names its product GDSL esterase/lipase At5g33370-like. The transcript is spliced from 4 exons. Gene Ontology annotation, molecular function: hydrolase activity, acting on ester bonds. The record is from RefSeq and is a predicted model, not a curated record. NCBI's taxonomy places the organism in Eukaryota, Viridiplantae, Streptophyta, Magnoliopsida, Poales, Poaceae. The coding region runs from base 170 to 1285 and encodes 371 amino acids.